This is a messenger RNA of Papilio polytes (common Mormon), 433 nucleotides long. RefSeq lists its product as uncharacterized. NCBI's taxonomy places the organism in Eukaryota, Metazoa, Arthropoda, Insecta, Lepidoptera, Papilionidae. The annotation marks the transcript as partial. The transcript is spliced from 4 exons. The record is from RefSeq and is a predicted model, not a curated record.
UCAGGGAGUGAAUGUACCUGUACCAUGUACUGCACCGUGUCUCCCGGCACAAGGCCUUAGCCCUCCUCUACAAUCUAUGCCAGUUACAACUAUCAAAGAAGAAGUAUUCAGAGAUUACUUAUUAGAGCUGAUUUUGUUGGCGGAGAAAACUGAUCCGAGCGAUCGUCAACUGAAGAGUUUGGCGGAGCAUGCUGCGGAUUUAGAACACAUUCCUGUCGUAGACAUCAAUACCAAUAUAGCAGCAAAAUCAACACGGAAGAUGGUGGCCGGUGCGGUGUCAGGGUUGUUCGGAGUAGCGGCAGACACGCCUGCGCCCGAUGCCGGCUGGCGCAGGGAACGACAAGAGCAGAGCGAUAGUGACCCUAUUUCAGAGUCCGUUCUGUUGGGUCGUGCAUCCCGCGCGAGACGAGCACGCUCGGCGUCGCGACGCGCU